UUCCUGUGUACAAAAAAAAAAUUUAUUAUUACCCUGAACAGAGAUUCUUCUUGCAAGCAUAGUCAAACGAUUGAAACCCCUCACCGACAGAAAAAUAAUUCCUUGCAAUGCAGACGCGCACACGGCUUUUAUUUAUGGCAUAUAAAAAGCUCCUGUCAUUCUGAGUCUCUACUUUCUCUGUGAAAUCACAGUCUAGAAUGGCAAAUGCUGUGCACGUACUCUUCUUCGCGCUCUUGACGCUUCACUACUGCAAUUGCAAGACUCUCAAAAGAGACGUGAAGGCACUGAACGAGAUCAAAGCGUCCCUUGGGUGGAAAGUUGUUUACGCGUGGGUUGGGGACGAUCCGUGUGGGGAUGGAGACUUGGCGCCUUGGAGUGGGGUUACAUGCUCCCAUGCCAACCAGGGGGAUUACCGCGUUGUUACAGAAUUGGAGCUUUAUGGAGUGUCCAUUGUUGGUCCAUUUCCAGUGGCAGUAACAAGUCUUUUGGAUCUGAGGAGAUUGGAUCUUCAUGGCAAUAAGCUGACUGGCUCAAUACCUCCUCAAAUUGGACGACUGAGACACCUUAUGACAUUGAAUUUGAGGUGGAACAAGUUACAAGAUUCUAUCCCCCCUGAAAUAGGUCAACUGAAGAAACUUACAAACCUAUAUUUAAGCUUCAACAACUUGAGAGGGGCAAUUCCAAAGGAACUUGGAGAUUUGCCAGAACUGCGUUAUCUGUAUCUUCAUGAAAACCGGCUUAUGGGUCGUAUUCCUCCAGAGCUGGGAAAUCUUCCUAAUCUCCGUCACUUAGAUGUAGGCAAUAAUCACAUAAUAGGGACAUUAAGGGAGCUCAUCCGUGUAGAGGGUUGCUUCUCAUCUCUCCGUAAUUUGUAUCUUAAUGACAACUUUUUGACUGGAGGAAUUCCUGCACAGAUUGCCAACUUGAGGAACUUGGAAAUUCUGUAUUUGUCUAACAACAAAAUUGCUGGUAUUGUGCCGCCAGAGAUUGCUUCUCUGCCAAGAUUAACCUACUUAUAUCUUGAUCACAACUCCCUUACUGGAAGAAUUCCAGAUGCAUUUUACCAACAUCCUUAUCUGAAAGAAAUGUAUAUAGAAGAAAAUCAAUUUCGCCCUGGUGUCAGUCCGAUUGGUGUUCAUAAAAUGCUGGAGGUAUCAGACACAGAGUUUCUCUUCUAAGCAGAUUUAUUGUGCGUUUGAUUCCAGAUUUGCAGCAUGCAUUGUCUUCCCCGUAGAGGAGAGUACAACUUUGCUUUUCCCCAUAACUCGUCUUCUAGUUGUUUUAGAUUAUGUUUUUGUAUUGAUUUUUUUUAAGUUCUUUAUUUUGAGUACUUUUUCUCCUGAAGAUAGUGUCAUUCUUAAUUAAUUUGUAAGUUCGGAGGACAAAUAUUUUUCCAAAGAAAUAGUUCUGACUAUAUAUCACGAAAGCUGCAAAAAGCCAUGGAUCACCUACAAUUGAAAAUAACUGUUGUAAAUUUUGAGGCAAUCUGGUGCCGAUGUGUACUCUAAAGCUUUAACCUCUUAUAAUUGCAAUUUGGAAAUGAAUGAUUGUACCUA
This is a messenger RNA of Cryptomeria japonica (Japanese cedar), 1556 nucleotides long. Its product is annotated as probable leucine-rich repeat receptor-like protein kinase At1g35710. Gene Ontology annotation, molecular function: protein binding. The transcript has 11 exons. The record is from RefSeq and is a predicted model, not a curated record. Lineage: Eukaryota; Viridiplantae; Streptophyta; Pinopsida; Cupressales; Cupressaceae. Bases 198 to 1178 code for a protein of 326 amino acids.